AUUAGUGCGAGAGGUGUCAUCUCUAUAGUUGCCCUCAUGCGCAAUUUAACGAUGUGCUGGGUUGUUUCCGAUGAAUUGUUCCCAUUGGAUCGUUUUUCCGAUUUAUUCCCGUGUAUUAAUUGAUUUAGCUCGAUAAAAAUGAUUUUCUGGUGGUCUUUCUAAUUGCGGGUUGUCUCCUGCUGGAUGUGUCACAAUAGCUUCACGAGUUUAUCAGAUUUGAAGAUGAUGCGAGCAAGAUUGCUCCCAAUGUGCAUGGUUUUCUUUUAUUUGGACUCUUCUUUAAAGGUUCAUUCCUUUACUGUGCAAAGACGGGCCGCCCGCCAGGCUUUAGAUUACGUGGCUAAAAUUGAGAACCUUGGAAACUGCAGUCUAGGAACGGGGGAGUCCCUGGACCUGAUUUACGACCACACCGUUUGGAAUUCCUACGCGCUAGCUGCCGUGCGACUAGCCAAUUUUAUCAGUAAAAUCAUCACCACGAACAACAACAGCCUUGCUUCUCUCUCCGACGAAGUCCUUUUUGCUCUGGUUCGGAACAACGUUCACUUGAAGUCCUUCAUAUUCGGUUCCGGAAUCCCAUUCGAACCCCAUCCGUCCUUGCGCUAUCCGCUCUUUUGUCCUUACGCAUACAGGAACGAGAAUAAGACGAAAGUACUCACCAAAGAUCUCGCCGUGGAGUACAACUACACGGACCCUAGUACCGAGUACUAUCAGGUACUAAGGUAUAAGGACUUCAGCAACAUCUCCAUCGUUACGGAUAAAGUAUAUUUCAGGUCUGGAGACGCACUCCUGCCUGCGGUAGACAUCGCUCAGCCUGUGGCGGACAUUGACGAUGGUCACUGGACCAAGCCGUACUUUGACUGCGGAGGGGGAAACAUCUGGAUGGUGACGUACUCCUCUCCAAUAUUCGGACUGGAGCAGGACCAGAAGACAGUCAUUUUCAGGGGUGUGGCAACAAUUGACAUCGAGCUGACCAGCAUUGAUAUCAACCAGUGCGAUCUGAGCAAAACACCAAAGGAGAGAGCUACAUUCGAUGUCUUCAGGGGCACCCAUCUCUGCCAGCCGUCCACGGAGUGUGAAUUUACGCCUGGUGCCGGUUUUCGUCGUGGAGCUUACAUUUGUAAAUGCGCAAAAGGAUACUUCUUUCCGAACAGCAACGCAGAGGAGAAAUUUUACAAAGGUUAUGAUAUCGAGGCAGAUGUAGACUCCGCUCUCAACAACAUGACGUCACUAUACAAGUACAGUUGCACCCGAUGUGCACCGGGCUGUGAUGUUUGCAUUGAUAUGUCGCCGUGUCUGUUCACAAGAAAUGUUGUUAUCAAAGUGCUUAUUCUGAUCUUAACAUUCAUCGUCAUCGUCUUCAUCAUUAUAGCAUCGGGUAUCAUUUUCCGCUUGAAAGAAAGCAAGGCGAUAAAGAGUGGAAGUCCUAUAUUUCUCCUAUUGAUGUCCUUAGGAGGGAUAUUAAUGUGCUUGCAGUUAUUUGUGAUGUUUCCCGAUGCUAAUGAAGUGCUGUGCAUGUUGCUGCCGUGGCCUUACCAUUUAGGUUUCGUAUUGAUGUAUGGGGCACUCCUGUUGAAAACCUGGAGAAUAUCAAUAAUAUUUCGAAAAGGACAGUUUAAAAAAGUACACCUACCUGACAGAACUUUAUUACGUCAUAUGGCAAUGAUCAUGGCCGUUGCUUUCGGGUAUCUAGUAGCUUGGACAGCUGCCAACAAAGAUUUUUCCCAAAUGAAAAAGACAUCAUCUGGGUUGAAAUUCGUAAUGUGCACAGAAAACUGGUGGUCUUACUCCGCUUACGGAAUGGAAAUAGUAAUGUUGCUGUUCGGGGUAUAUCUUUGUUUUACGGUGCGCAAAGCCCCAGCCACGUUCAACGAAAGUAAACACAUCACGUGGUCAAUUUACAACGCCAUCCUCCUCAGUACUUUCAUUUUGAUUGUCAACUACUUUACCGCAGAAACAGUCGGCCCCGAUCUGAUUUAUUCCAUGACCUUCUUGAAUUGUCAAGUUGUUGUCACAAUGACAUUAGUGCUGAUAUUUGUUCCCAAGUUUUACGCUGUCUAUAUGAAGAUCGAGAUAAAGCGACGGGACAGUUUGCCGACCGUCACUGGUAAAAUGAAAAGUCGGUCCAGCAGCAGUCAGCAUCGGUCCAUUGCUGUCCAGACAACGCUAAAUGGAGAAGAUUUGGCAAGAAAGAACGUUCGGACAAGAGAACUCAAGAUAUCACAUUCUCUAGAUUUAUCAACGAAUGGAACAUUGAGCCCUUUAUUCAAAAAUGGAAAUAAAAAUUAAAUUACU
Magallana angulata is the source of this 2292-nucleotide messenger RNA. RefSeq names its product probable G-protein coupled receptor CG31760. Gene Ontology annotation, cellular component: membrane. Gene Ontology annotation, biological process: G protein-coupled receptor signaling pathway. Lineage: Eukaryota; Metazoa; Mollusca; Bivalvia; Ostreida; Ostreidae. The record is from RefSeq and is a predicted model, not a curated record. The coding region runs from base 184 to 2286 and encodes 700 amino acids. Gene Ontology annotation, molecular function: G protein-coupled receptor activity. The transcript has 12 exons.